This is a messenger RNA of Rattus rattus (black rat), 2235 nucleotides long. Its product is annotated as zinc finger protein 431-like. Bases 272 to 2035 code for a protein of 587 amino acids. Gene Ontology annotation, molecular function: RNA polymerase II cis-regulatory region sequence-specific DNA binding; DNA-binding transcription factor activity. Gene Ontology annotation, biological process: regulation of transcription by RNA polymerase II. The transcript is spliced from 5 exons. NCBI's taxonomy places the organism in Eukaryota, Metazoa, Chordata, Mammalia, Rodentia, Muridae. The record is from RefSeq and is a predicted model, not a curated record.
GGUCCGCCAUACUGCAGUUCUAGCUGAGACUGUGGAAAUCUGUUGUGGUUCCUUGUGCUUUGCUGUGACCUGUUGCCGGGAGCUGUGAGGAGAGCUGUGCGAGCUCGCGACCGGCACCAUGUCAUGGACUAGCAUCUAUGUUAGAAGAUAACAGAGUAGCUGAAUUGUUGGCCAUGAGUUUCUCAAACCCAGCUGGAGGGUGAGCCAGAAGUAUGGCCUGGUACUGGGUCACACAGGCAUUAGACAGCCAGUAUUUGGUGCUUCUCUCAGGAUGGUUUCAGCCAUUUCAUGUGGUGCUGAUGCAGUGACUUUUAUGGAUGUGCAUGUGAACUUCUCUCAGGAAGAGUGGGCUUUGCUGGAUCCUUCUCAAAAGAGUCUCUACAAAGAUGUCAUGCUGGAAACCUACUGGAACCUUACUUUUAUAGGCUAUGAAUGGGAAGACCACAAUAGUGAAGAAUGUUGUCAAGGUUCUAGAAGUCAUGGAAGGUAUUUCAGCUGUCCUCAAUAUAGCACAUGUAAAGCAAAGGGCUAUGGGAAGAAGCAGUAUACUUCUCUCUUUCCCAGAACAAUUAGAAGAUGUGAUAUCAUCCCCACUGUGAGAAGACAAAGUGAAUGGGACACAAGUUUACAAGUAAUUGGUUUUCCAGCUUCAGUGGGAAUACAUCAAAAUACUGACGUUGGAGAAAAGCCUUAUGAGUACAAGGAAUGUGGAAAAUCUUCUCUCUGUCCUGGUUUACUUUGCAUAUGUACUAUAACUCACACUGUAGGAAAAUGUUAUGAAUACAAUCAGUGUGGGAAAGCACUCAGUUCUUCUUUUUCUCUUCAAAGAUGUAAAACAGCUCACCUGGCAAAAGGAAGUAAUGGAUGUGAGCCAAGUAGUAAAAACUUUAACCAUCAUAGGUAUCUUAAAAUACAGAGCACAACCUACAAUGAAAAGGAUCUCUAUGAUGGUAUUCAAUGUGAUAAAGCCUCUUUACAAUUACACCAAAAAACUAAUUCCAAAAUACCACCCUAUGAAUAUAAUGAAGGAGAUAAAGUCAUCACAUUUCACCGUCAUCAUCACAUAUGUAGAAUGAACACUAGAGACACAAAGUAUGAAUAUCACCAAUGUGGUAAACCCUUUGCAUGUCCUAGUUACCUUCAAAUACAUGAAAGAAUUCAUACUAGAAAGAAACCCUAUGAAUGUGAUCAGUGUGGUAAAUUUUUUGCAUAUAAAAGUCAUUUUCACAAGCAUCAAAGAACUCAUACUGGAGAGAAACCCUAUGAAUGUGGUCAAUGUGGUAAAGCCUUUUCAUGUAAUGGUAAUCUUCAAAUACAUGAAAGAAUUCAUACUGGCGAGCAACCCUAUAAAUGUAAUCAAUGUGGUAAAGCCUUUGCAUAUAGCAAUAGUCUUCACAAGCAUGAAAGAACUCACACUGGAGAGAAACCGUAUGAAUGUAAUCAUUGUGGUAAAGCCUUUACAUGUCACAGUACCCUGCAAAUACAUGAGAGAAUUCAUACUGGAGAGAAACCAUAUAAAUGCAGUCAAUGUGGUAAAACUUUUGCACGUAACAGCCAUGUUAAAAUGCAUGAAAGAAUUCAUACUGGAGAGAAACCCUAUAAAUGUAAUCAAUGUGGUAAAGCCUUUGCAUAUCAUAGUCAUCUUCAAAGGCAUGAAAGAACUCACACUGGAGAAAAACCUUAUGAAUGUGAUCAAUGUGGUAAAGCCUUUGCAUAUCGCAGUAGUCUUAGACUACAUGAAACAAGUCAUACUGGAGAGAAACCAUAUGAAUGUAAGCAAUGUGGUAAAACCUUUGCCUGUUCCAGCUAUCUUCAAAUACAUUUAAGAAUUCAUAGUGGAGAGAAACCCUUUCAAUGUAAGCAUUGUUGUAAAACCUUUUCAUAUCGCAGUAGUCUUCACAUGCAUGAAAAAAAUCAUAGUGGAGAGAAACCCUUUGAAUGUAAGGAAUGUGGUAUAUCUUUUGCAUAUCUUGGUACUCUUCAAAAGCAUGAAAGAAUACAUACUGACAAAAAAGAAAAUUUCCCAGAAGGCUAAUAAAUGAAGUAUACUAUUUCAAACUACAGUCAUUGUCUGCACUGAGCUCUCUCUCUGGUGCUUGAGUAACAGUACAGAUAUUAUAUCAUUAAAAUGUUGUCUCCUUUUCAAAUUGCCAACAUAUUGUCAUCUAAGAAUAAAGGAACCCACUGUCUCAUGACAAUUUAAAUAGUAAAAUCUUGGUGUAAAUGAAAAUGUUA